Sebastes umbrosus (honeycomb rockfish) is the source of this 3053-nucleotide messenger RNA. RefSeq names its product RNA polymerase II elongation factor ELL-like. The record is from RefSeq and is a predicted model, not a curated record. Lineage: Eukaryota; Metazoa; Chordata; Actinopteri; Perciformes; Sebastidae. Bases 178 to 2055 code for a protein of 625 amino acids. Gene Ontology annotation, biological process: snRNA transcription by RNA polymerase II; transcription elongation by RNA polymerase II; positive regulation of transcription elongation by RNA polymerase II. Gene Ontology annotation, cellular component: transcription elongation factor complex. The transcript is spliced from 12 exons. Gene Ontology annotation, molecular function: cis-regulatory region sequence-specific DNA binding.
CCGUGAUGACGUAACGCGAUCUACUCCAGAAUAGCGCGCGGCGGAGGAGCAGCCACACGGAACCGUGUUUAGCUCUUUAUCUCUCUCUCUCUCUCUGGAUGUUUGUUUGUUUAUUUGGGUUGAGUUCGGGUCCGGAAUAAGCCUGGCAGGUGGGCAAAGGGGGUAACUUAGGACGGGAUGUCGUUGCUGAAGGAGAACGAGUGUUACGGACUGUCCAGCGGUAAAGUGAACCGCGGUAACGUCUCUGUGUUUCAUGUCAAACUCACUGACAGCGCGGCAAGAGCAGUCGGCUCCUUUAGCCACAGCAAGGGUUUGUCUACCCGUCCCACCAUCUGUUUUAAUGGCAACAAAGGGAGAAUCACCGUCCCCUGCUCGGAGAACAGAGAUGAAUUGAGGAUAUUCACCUUUGGCGUGACGAACGUCGCCCGCGAUAAUCCGAAUGGAAGCUUUGACUGCUUCCAGCAGCUCAGCACUCGUGCUGCCGAGGAGCUGUCAUGUCUCGGGGUGAUUCAGAAAAAGAUGACAGUCAACGCUACAGAUGACUCGUACGAUAAGGCUCGUCAGAGCAUGGCCCAGGCUGAGGAGGAGACGCGCAGCCGAGGGGCCAUUGUCAUCAAACAAGGGGGGCGCUUCCAGGGCAAGAAGGUGACAGUGCGAGCCCCAGCCCCGGCGCUGGCCAGCCUCACCAAGCCCCGCCACCCGUCCCCGUCUCCCCUCAGCAACGUUAAGAGGCGUGUCCAAUUCGCCGUGUCAAAGCCGAAGAAGGGGGCCUGUGCUUCACACAGGAAGAGCGUGGGCGAAGUGCAGGAGAGGCCGCUCAGGGAGAGAUUGACACAUCUGCUGGCUCUGAGGCCGUACAAGAGGCCUGAGCUCAUCUUGAGGCUGCAGAAAGACGGACUGACGGCAGGAGACAAAGACACGCUGGACUCUGUACUGUUGGAGGUUGGUCAGCUCAGUAGCAGAGACAACACAUUUGUCCUAAAGGACGGCCUGUACAAGGAGCUGCAGAAGGACUGGCCAGGCUACACCACAGGAGACCAGCAGCUUCUUAAACGCAUCUUUGUCAGGAGACUGUUUCAGCCACAACAGAACCUCCUCACCGUCCCAGAGGCCCAGGUCAGUCCACUGCGAGACACCCCCAACUCCUCCCCGGCACACCGUCCAAAACCUUCCCCGCCAGACCGUCCAAAACCUUCCCCGCCAGAAGAAUACACCGACCCUCUGGCGAGCAAGAAGCCCAGGAUAUCCCACAUGUCCAGCAAAGCAGCCAGCGACAGGUCAAGAGUGAGGCCUACUGAACAAGCGGCUCAUAAAGACGUCACAGAAGCGCCGGGGAACGACGGGCAAAAGAACUUGCUCGAUCCACAAAAGCUUUUUCGCUCCUUGUCAGAGGUCUGUGAGCAGGAAGCAGAAGUGGCCAAGAGGCUAGAACCAACUCCCCGUGUUCAGGAGGAACCAGAAGUCACAGCAGCAGAACCCCCUCAACCCAACUGUGAUCGCCCUCCGUCCCCUCUGAUGGUGCCUGAGCUAAACAGACACACAAUCAAAAGGAAGAAGAGCAAACACAAACACAAAGAUCAGGAGAAGGAUCGGUUGAGAGAGCGGAAAGAAAGGAGAAAAGAUCACAGUUCAGAAGGUCCAGACAAAGUCUCCAUGGACUGCAUAGAGUCAAGUGCAAUUUUGUUUGACUCCAGUGUGCUUCAAACAGACAAUGACAAAGCAGACUAUCUAUCGAAGUACACAGUGAUUUGCAGUCCCGACCAGAGACAGAGCUACAAGCAGGACUUUAACACGGAGUACAACGAGUACAGAGAUCUACACGCUCGUAUUGACGGAGUGACGCGGCAGUUCAUGGAGCUGGACACGCAGCUCAAACAGCUACACCACGGAUCCCAUAAAUACAAGACGGUUCGUAAUCAAAUUCUUCAAGAGUAUCGCAAAAUUAAAAAGUCCAACCCUAACUACCACCAGGACAAGACUCGCUGUGAAUAUCUCCACAACAAACUGGCCCACAUCAAGAAGCUCAUCUCAGAGUACGACCGACAGCAGCUCUGACUGCGAGACCGGUGAACUCGCAGAGUAGAAUAAUCACCCUGAGACGGGGGAGGUUCACGCUGCUGAGCUGAAUGCCAUCGAGCUUCAAAUCUGCGGUCUUUAUGGCUAAACGUGGUCUCACCAGACCUGCUGGAAAUGUCACUGAGGUUGGGAGUCAUUUGUGAAGAGCAGCUGUGGUACGCUGGGGAGAGCAGACCUAUAAUAUGAGAUCUUUUCUUAGAAGAUGGGAAAUCUUUGGGGAAAAAAGUGGUUUGACCAAUGGGCUGCUACCACGGUGACACAAGGAGUAACAGUAGUUUCGCAAAGGCUCCUGAGGCUAAAGCUCUCACUCUUAAAAAAUGCAAACGGAAACAUGUGGAUAUGAGGUGCUAAGACUAAAAACAUUUUGUAAAUUCACACCCCCAUCAUAGUAUUGUUUGUGAAUUUUAACAGCUUGGGUAUUUGCUUAAGUGUUCUGUUAUCCAUGUCAGCAUUAACGUUUACGCCGGAAGCAUGACAUAACUGCACGCUGUACAUACCCAGGCGGCUCGUACGACUGGCAGCUGGGACGCAGAUGUGCACAUCCUGAGAAGACAUCUGUUCUUUGGGUUUGAUGAUAUCAGUGUUGUUGUGUUCUCUUCAGUUCACAUGUGCUCGCUUAUGACUCCUGAAAGUGUUGCCAGUGCCUGAAAUGGUUUCUUAUUCUGGACUGGAUUCAUAGUAUUCCUCUGGUGUCGUCCCUCUCGUGGCUUUCCUGGAUCACAGAAGACCGUUCUGUUAAAACACAAUGUGAACUUGAAGUUGUAUUCAGGGAAUUUGCAGUAAAAGUGUAACAGAUAACUGGUUUUAAUUAUCAGAGUAGGGGAAAGUUACGGAGUCAUUGUUACUGUAGGCGGUGGAGAAUUAAAAAAUACAAAUAUUUGGUUGCAUGCGGUGUACUUUACAGAAUGCAUGAGGAAUAAAUCAGAAGUUUUGUCAAGAGUUUCAAAUAAAUUCAUUUGUAUUCAUUUUGUAUGAUC